Molecule: messenger RNA, 1792 nt
Organism: Moneuplotes crassus
Lineage: Eukaryota; Ciliophora; Spirotrichea; Euplotida; Euplotidae
Source: the annotation of a GenBank genome assembly
UCUUACUAAAUUCAAUUACAAGAAGCACAUUCCCUUCGUGUUCGAUACUUUGCGCAAUAGUGAUUUCAUCGCUAUUGAUUUCGAGUUCACUGGCAUCCACUCUGGUAAGACAAAUGCACCGGAAACUGAGGAUUCCACUAGGAACGAUCUUUAAAUAUUCUUGAGCUGAUUGUGGCCUUUAGAUGAGAAAUUAAUGAAUAAUUAUGAUGACUGCAUGGAUGUGGUUUAUUGGAAACAAAAGACAAGUGCAUCCAAAAUGAUCCCAACUCAACUAGGAGUGUGUGGAUUUAAGUACGAAGGCGGCAAGCUUCUGUGUUAUCCAUAUAAUAUGUACAUUUACCCCCUGGAUCACCCAGCACAUCGGAGUUCUUUCAUCACAAAUGUGGGAUCUUUUAAUUUCCUUGCACAGCAUAAUUUUGAUUUUAACAAGUGGAUCUAUGAAGGAGUAGGCUUCUUCCCAGAGAAAGAGUAUCAGCGUUAUGAAGAAGCUACAAGAAAUGCUAUUCUCAACAGUGAUAAUGAGGAAUUUAAAAACGCAGAGUAUUUUAGCAACGAUGCAAUUAUUUACUGCAACUCUAAAUUUAUCGAAAUCAGAGACUGGUACUUGAAGAGUAUGAAGGAUGGGAACAUUGGGGAAGAAAAUGAGCUCAAGAUCAACCUGACACUUACCCCUUAUAAAUAUUUCCAUGCUCUCAGCAAGAAGUUGCCCAAAAUGUUUCCAAAUAUUGAAGCAGAAGGAAAAAAAUUUGAGACUGAAGUUAUUUCUGAUAAUUUUACAAAAGAACUUUACCUCAAAGUUAAAAUAGUAGAGACUGAGAAGGAUCAAGAUGAAAUAGAUAAAUAUGAUAAAUUGAGGAAUUCUUUGUACAGGAACUUGCAGCAGUAUCUUAAUUUUAAGAAAUUGAGGAAUAUGACAGAUACACAAGUUUAUGAAGAUGUCAUUCAAAUCCUUCCUGAUGACUCACCACAAGAACUCAGACUGCAGCUUAAGAAUUUACUGAUCGAAGACAAAAUCAAACUUGAAACCAUUCUGACUCAAAAUGAAGCUUGAAGACCCAUCGAAUAUUUAUCUGAACAACUCGUAAACUCAUUUCCUCACAGAGAAAAGUCCAUUGUCAGCUUGCUGUCGGAAUUGCACAAACCUAUUAUCACCCACAAUGGUAUGAUCGACUGUUUGCAUUUGUACGACAAGUUUAUUGAUAGACUUCCAUCUGACACCUCAGCAUUCAAACAGAAUUUCUCAGAGGCUUUUCCGAACUUGUACGACACCAAGUACAUUCUGAAGAGCUGUGUAAGCUUGUCAAGCCACUUCGCUCACCAGAGAAUGACAUCUCUGGGUCAAGCCUACCAGAUCGUUAUGAACAGCGAACACUUCAGUCCUAACGACCACAUCGAGAUUGCUGAUGAAAUCAGACAAAAAGUCCCGGACCACGAAGCAAUGUAUGAGUUCAACUCUCUCGCAAGUCACGAAGCAGGCUAUGAUGCAAUGAUGACAGGAGUGUUGUUCCACAAACUUGCCAAGUUUAUUUCAGGCUCAAAUGCACAAUUAGAAGAUGAGUUUAGUUUGCUAAACAUAAUGUACAAAAACAGAAUUCCACUCGCAAGAAGAACUCCGAUCAACCUGAACGCCAAAACAACAGAAGGAGAUGGAAUAGUCAGUGAGCCUGCCCAGUCAGCUCAGGGUGAUAGUAGUUCUGAGAGUUUGAGUGACCAGAGUCCUCAGUCAGAUCAAACUGAUGAAUCAGUGUCUAGAUCUCACCCAGAGGCCCUAACGGCUCACAAUAAACUAUAG